GAACGGCAUGAGGGUAAGUAAUAAAUGACAUAAUUUUCAUUUUUGGGUGAACUAACCCUUUAAGUAUGAGGCAAUGGCUAUAGGCUAAGUGAAACCUCAAUGUAAAGCUUUAGCUCAGAAAGAUACUCUAAAACUGUAAAGCACACUAUCUUCAUCAGAAACUAAGCAAAGUUGUCAUAGAUGCAGGCUACUAGACGUCAUUUUCUGAAAAUAGAUGGAAAAUCUGACAUUAAAAGGCAGCACUCUAAGUAUAGUAGUGGCAGCCUGCCAGUGCCAGCAAAAGAUCGUAUUUCCUCUCCAUCCCAACCUUUCCCCUUCACCCAGACCGGCUUUGCAUAUUUGAAGUAGUCUAAUCUUUGAAAAAAUAUUAGAUAGCGAGUCCAAUAUGAAUAGGCUACAUUGUAAAAUUUGAUCAGGCACCCACAUGUUUGCUUUUAGAAAUGACCAUGUUUGGUCUGUGAACAAUAUUGAUGAUCCGCACUACAACACACACCACAGUUCCAUCUGCUGGUUAGCAUCGGUACAGCACGAGAUUUCCCGGUGAGAGGAUGGCAUUUCGCUGGACCACCGCAUUGUAGGCUACUCCAUCCUCCGGCUGGAGAUAUGACUCAGCGUUAUCAGAGUAAAUAAGCUCAAAAUAUAACAAUUGACCACAAAUUAAACUAAUAAGCUUACUUAAAACUUUUUGUUAUUCUAUAAAACUAUUCAUAUGAAUUACAUUUAAAUAACAUUGUCUUUUACAUCGGAUCAUGGAUCACUUCCGCGGCUUGUUUGAUAAACUCGAUAAGAAUAAAGACGGUUUUAUAUCUCGUGAGGAGCUGCAGAGUGAAAUGCGAAGGAUAGGUGUGGAACCAGUUUGUGAAAAGGUUCAAGCAAUCUUGUCCCAUUAUGACCAAAACGAGGAUGGACGUCUAAGCUAUCAGGAAUUUCUUAUUUACAUUAUGGACAGAGAGAAGAAAUGGAAAAUAGAUUUCCAUGCCCUUGACAGAAAUAAAUGUGGGGCAAUUGACCUGGAUGAUAUCAUGACUUUGUUUAAGGAAUUAGGUUUGGUCAUAUCAAAACCCAAUGCAAAGAGAAUCAUUCAAAUGAUGGAUGAAGACAACUCUAUGACAGUAGACUGGGAGGAAUUCCUCCAGCACGUCAUCAUUAACCCAGCAGAAAACAUUGGAGAGUUAGUAUCUUCCUGGAAACAUAACCUGGUGUUUGAUGUAGGAGAGAGUCGCUCUUUGCCUAUUGAGUUAACCCAAGAUGAGACUGACUUGUCAAUCUGGGGGAACUUUAUAUUGGCUGCAGGCUUGGCAGAUGCAAUUUCCAGAACUGUGACAGCACCAAUUGACAUGUUAAAGACACGACUUCAGGUUUUUGGAUCCAAAGCUGUGUCUCUGGGACUCCGGGAGCUGCAGACUGGAGGUUUUAGAUCCUUGUGGCAAGGAAAUGCUGUGAAUGUUCUUAAAGGAACACCACAAUCAACACUUCAGUGCUUCGUCUAUGCCCAGAUGAGGUUGUCCACGCUUGGCGAGAGGGACAGUCUGACAGUCCAUCAGAGGUUUGGACUGGGCUGUGUGUCAGGGGCUGUGGCACAUGCUGUGUUCUACCCCUUAGAGGUGCUGAAAGUUAGACUAAAUCUCCAGCCUGCUGGCACCUACAAUGGAGUGCUGGGAUGUGCCAAGUUGAUUUACCAGAAUGAGUCUGUGGCAGCUUUCUACAGAGGGUUCAAACCCAGCAUACUCUGCAUGAUACCUUAUGCUGGAGUGGAAUGUGCAGUGCAUCAGUCAAUUAUAAGCUGGGCAAGACAGGAUCCAGAGCACGUCAGUGACUCCAAGCUCUUCCUCUUCAGUUUUGCAGCAUUUGCAUCAGGACAGGCCACCAGUUACCCACUUGCUGUCAUUAGAACACAACAGCAAGCUCAAGCUUUCUGUUCGACCUCACAGAAGUCUGCAGAUGCUCUUCAAGGACUCGUUGGAAUCUAUGAGAAAUAUGGAGUCAGAGGUUUUUAUAAUGGAAUGGGUGCUAGCUUUGUGAGAGCUGUUCCUUGUGCUUUGCUGAAUUACACCCUGACCUCAAAAUUUGAAACAUUGCUUUCUUCAUUGUCCUAAUGUAGAAUAAUGGUUUAGACUGUAUGUUUUUUGAUUGUCUUUUUUAUUUCUUUGAAUUAUGUUUGAUCACGUACCUGUUACCUAUUGUUAUGGUAACAUAUAACUAUGGUAUGAGUAUCAUUGCAUCAGUUGAGCCUUUUAACAAGUACAAGAGCAUAGUAUCAGUUUUGAGUGAGUAUACAGCUAGGGAAAUUCAAACUUGUAAUAUAAAUAAGGGGUGCACAUAAGUGCUGCGCAGUUGCGCAUGCAUAGUAAAAAUAAACAAUGCGCACCAGAAACCGUGCAGGGAAGCACUUUUGAGUAUACCAACAUUUUUGGGUACAGUGUGACGGGACACGUUUACUUACUGGAGUAGGAUUUUUCUCCAUCUCUGGUAAGAUAGCAAUCAUGAUGAUAAGUGUGUUCUUUAAUUAUUAGGGGUGCAACAGAUCGCAGUUAAACCUUAAUCCGUACGGAUAAGGUCCAACGGUUCGGUACGCAUGUGAUUUGUGGAUUAACUGCUAAGUUUAACCAUCAUAGAGUGAAUGUUUGUCUUGCCAAUUAACAUAUUCAAACGAUUUUAAACGCAGAAGAAGAGGUGAAAGUCGGGACUCGAGAGCUGUUAUCUGUGCACACAGCCUCACACACACCCGAAGCACGCAGAGAGAGAGAGGCAUGUUUCACACAGCGCUCAAACACCGAAUUGAUUUGUCUUUUGCAUUUACUUGCACUUGAAGGGACACAUACACACAAAAUUAUGUCAAAAUACCUGUCUCGGCAAGUUUUUUUUUCUGGGUUAUAUCAUUAGUGAACAGCUGAGAAAGAGACCGGAUGAGAGUAUAUUCGGUCCGUGCAUUCCGCCUUAAAGUGACAGUAGCCUAAUAUUCUUGCUGUUGUCUAUGUCAUUAAUGUUAAUAAAAUAAAAUUAAAAAACAUCAUCAUCUACCAUGUUCGAGAGAAAAGAAGAUAGUGAGGAGAGCAGUCAGGAGGAAAGUGAUGACAACAGCUUUUAGGAUAAGUGUGCCGCGUAAAGUGUGAGUAGCCUACAAAGCAACAUCUUCAGGUGCUCCCUUGAGAACCAGACCAAAAAAGUUAUGUGCACCCCUGAAUAUAAUCAUAUAGGCCUACUUCUGAAGAUUUUUAGAAACAAUAUAUUUGAAUUAUUUAGACAAAAAUUAUUCUACUAAAGAUAUAGGGGAGCCUAGGGCUAUUGUCACAAUAUAUCUCACUAACUACUAACUAUGUUUUUGAGACAAAAGUCGAAUUACACAAAUGAUUGUUUUCUUUUUUGUAUGUUGGUUUCAAAUACCACCAUUGUUUAAAAUUAUAGGAUUUUUUCCCCCUCAAAAUAAACAAUAAAAUCAAUGAGUACAUUCAGACAUGAGUCAACGAGCAGUUGAUCUGUUAUUAUUUGUAUCACUGUUCAUAAAUUCAAGGUCAGAGCAUGUUGCAUGUUUUAUUGUAAUAUAAUAAUAUUAUGUGCAUGUGCUUGUCAGGCACACACUUCUGUGCGUUCAACUUGAUGUGGCGCUGCGCUGACCGAUCGGUGCAUGACAUUAAAAUACCACAAGAGUGAUUAGAAAGCAGACGCUCCAUAUGCUUUUGAAUCGCUCUUGCGGUUCUUUGAUGUUAUGCACCAAUACGAAAUGCUCCUCUCCAGAGUUAAUUUCUCUAGUGAACUAACAAUCUGUCGACACUAAAUGCCUGAGGCAAAUGUAAUGCUACAUGAGAUAUUAUUAUCAAGCUGUUUUAUUGAUAUCUUUCUGCAGUUGAAACACUGGUUGAGAGAUUACGUUUAAACAUAUCAGUCGGGAUCAAUCAUCUCUUCUUCUUCUGCGCUUUAUCCUGUUGUGGCGGUUAGUAAACAGCAUUACAUUACCAUGCGUGCCCCCUUCUGGAUUGGAGUGUGGAUCACCUGAGACUGACUGCCCUGCAAACAAGCCUGCAUUGGCCCUUUACAGCACAUGCGUUUCUGAUAAUAAUGCAUGUCUGAGAGUGAAUCUGUGCAUGUCUACAGCCAGACCCUAUUGCUUCAAGUCAAACACAAAAACUCUAUGGACAUGGGUGGAGGACUUUUGAAGGUCCAUCCACAACCUAACCAUAACCAUAUCCCUAUUCCCUAGGUCAAGCUCCACCCAUUACGGCCAAGAGCUGGGCGUCAUUUGCAGUGAGCACACUUACGUUAAAAAAGCUGGAAAAAUAAUGAAAAGUGAAUAAUUUCCGUGGGUCUAGUAUUUGUAUCUGUUUGUGUGAAGUUUG
Megalobrama amblycephala (Wuchang bream) is the source of this 4334-nucleotide messenger RNA. It is a transcript of the gene slc25a24l, whose product is annotated as solute carrier family 25 member 24, like. The transcript has 10 exons. Gene Ontology annotation, biological process: transmembrane transport. Lineage: Eukaryota; Metazoa; Chordata; Actinopteri; Cypriniformes; Xenocyprididae. Gene Ontology annotation, molecular function: calcium ion binding; ATP transmembrane transporter activity. The record is from RefSeq and is a predicted model, not a curated record. Bases 750 to 2096 code for a protein of 448 amino acids.